This is a messenger RNA of Pistacia vera, 258 nucleotides long. Its product is annotated as probable glutathione S-transferase. Gene Ontology annotation, molecular function: glutathione transferase activity. The coding region runs from base 1 to 258 and encodes 85 amino acids. Gene Ontology annotation, biological process: glutathione metabolic process. Lineage: Eukaryota; Viridiplantae; Streptophyta; Magnoliopsida; Sapindales; Anacardiaceae. The record is from RefSeq and is a predicted model, not a curated record. The transcript is spliced from 2 exons.
AUGUUGUUGGAAGGUGAACAACAAGAGGAAGCAAUGAAGCAAGCCAAAGAAACCCUAGAAGUGCUUGAAGGAGAGCUUAAAGGGAAGAAAUUCUUUGGAGGAGACGCAAUUGGCUUUGUUGACAUCACUUUGGGAUGGAUUAGACUAUGUUUUCUUGAUUUGCCCUUUGUCAAAGAAACCAUGCCACCAAAAGAUCAAUUGGCUGACUUCGUGAAGAAUGUCAGGCAAACUACACUAGCUUCACAAGCUGGUAAAUGA